Messenger RNA from Prosopis cineraria, 1281 nucleotides. Its product is annotated as protein SMALL AUXIN UP-REGULATED RNA 51. Bases 507 to 1037 code for a protein of 176 amino acids. The record is from RefSeq and is a predicted model, not a curated record. Gene Ontology annotation, biological process: response to auxin. Lineage: Eukaryota; Viridiplantae; Streptophyta; Magnoliopsida; Fabales; Fabaceae. The transcript has a single exon.
UGCCAGAACCCAGCACUGACUUUAAACGACCUAAAGGCUAAAUCUGCUUAUAAAACUGGUAAUUAACUCAGAGAAUCUCACUCCUAGUCAUACCUGAUUAGAAUAAAACCAAGCACACAUAGAUUUCAACCAUCAAAACCAGAAACCAUGAGAGGGAGAGAGUUCAGAGUUGCCACAAUCACUCCCAUGUGAAACCUGGAAGACGUCAACUCUAACUCUAACUACUCGUCCUAACCAAGAAAACUUCUCUUGUUGGCUUCCCCAUGUGAUAGAAAAUACAAAUGCUUUUACAAUCUUCCUCUCCUGAAAAGAAAAAUAGAAAUAGAAAGAAAAGAAAAGACGAGACAAGAAGGUUUACAAGUUUUAGAAUCCACAAGGUCUCCGACUUCUAUAAAUUGGAAGCAUACACCAAUCUACCCCAUGCAGCCAGGGAAAGAUAUCCAAGGUAGGAGAGAUCAAAGUGCCAAGCUACUCAACCCCGGCGAGAGAGACACCAUACCAUUUCCAUGGAUCCAAAGAAAUCUAACAAGAUCAGAGAUAUUGUCAGGCUUCAACAGAUCCUUAAGAAAUGGAGAAAGCUAGCCAACUCUUCAAAAACCAGUGGCAGUAACGGCACUGGCUUCGGCACCGGCACUAGCAGCACCAGCAGCAGUAAAAGCAUCAAGUUUCUGAAGAGGACGCUUUCUAUAUCUGAAAGGGAAGGGGGAUCAACCAAUGUUGUUCCUAAAGGCUAUCUCGCUGUUUGCGUUGGGGAAGAGAUGAAGAGGUUUAUCAUACCUACUGAAUAUCUGAGCCAUCAGGCAUUUCACCUGUUACUGAGAGAAGCAGAAGAAGAAUUCGGGUUUCAGCAGACUGGUGUUCUGAGAAUCCCCUGUGAAGUGCCCGUUUUUGAGAGUAUCUUGAAGAUGGUGCAGGGAAAGAAGGACAAGUUUAGCACUCAGGAAUGCAGACUUAAAGUUGAAGAAAUAUUGGGACACUGCUCAAUAGAAAACCAGCUUGCUUACUCUCAUCAUCCCCAGAGUCCAAUGUGCAGAUAGUCCAGGAUUUUUAAAGGCUUACUGUUAUGUUUUUCCCCCCUUCUCCUUUUUCUCCCCAUGGAGGCCAAUCAAUGUAUGAGAUUGUAAGGCUAGGGAAGAGGAAUUUAGAUGAUAUAAGACAACCUAUUUGGGGAUUUAUGAAUAGAUCUUCUAUUGUCUAAAUCUAUUUUCAUAUUCCAGUGCACAUGAAUUGUUUUCAGUCCCUGAGACUUAUGAAGCAUAUCUAUCACCUUUGAUAUCUGAA